CUAAGCCAGAAAUUCCCACAAUUGUGGAAAACAACACCAUGGAAGUCUUGGGAGAGAAAAUAUUUACCUGCUCACUAAAGAAUGUAUUUCCGAAAGCAAACCUAACAUGGCUUAUAGAUGGGAGGUUCCUUCAAGGUGAAGAAGAAGGAAUAUACAUUGCUAAUGAAGAGAGAAAAGGCAUGAGUGGAUUUUGGGAACUGAAGUCUGUUUUAACAAGAAUGCAUGGUAAUAAGCCAGUCAUAUCAAACAACCUGACAAUUUGGUGUAUGGCUCUGUCUCCAAUCCCUGGAAAUAAAAUGUGGUACACCUCAUCAGAAAAGAUCACUUUUUCCUUGGGUUCUGUGAAUACUACAACAGAUCCUCAGCUCAGUGUGACAGAAUCUACCCCAGGCACCCAACCUUUUCCAGCCAACAGUGUGACUCCUACAAGAUAUCCAGCUGUAUCUUCAAACACCCUCACAGAUGUGAGUGCAUCAGCACCACACACUACCCCUCAAACCAGCAAUUCAAGGGUGACUACCCAAGGCUUCAAAGACUCCUGGACCUCCAGUGGAACAGAGGCCAUAAAAUCAGUUUCACAGGUACCCAGUGAAACUCAUACUUCCAGUACCACAGAUGCAAUCUCAACAUUUCAUGAUGAUGUCUUCACUAGCACAACCAGAGAAUUUUCAGAAGUCCCCACAACUGCCAAUGGAGCUACUAAAAACAAUCACAACCACAUCACCAGUACUGUGGUAAAUAAGCCCAAAGAUCGGGAUGUCCUGGCCAGUGAUUAUAGCAGUUUUGCUGUUUUUCUGCUUGGUAUUGUUUGGACUUGGAGUAAGAAAAUGGUGCCAGUACCAAAAAGAAAUCAUGGAAAGACCCCCACCUUUCAAGCCACCACCACCUCCCAUCAAGUACAUGUGCAUUCAAGAGCCCAUUGGAAGUGAUCUACCUUGUCAUGAGAUGGAGACGCUCUAGUCCUUUGAGACUUUUCCACACAGCAGAGCUCUGCUAAAAUCCUAUUGAGAAGGUAGACGUUAUAUUUUAUUAAUAUAAUAGCCCUCCAGCCAAGCCUCUGCUGCAGCUGAAAUGAAUGUCAGAAGUGAAAAACCUGUUUUGUCAGCAACUUGCCCUCUUCCAUCUGCAUGUGUCUGAGAUCUAAGCAAGAUUGAGAGGAUAUAGCAGUGCACACACCCAACGUACAUUGUAGGGGUUUUCUUGCUUAUGUUAGAGGUGCAUGUU
Molecule: messenger RNA, 1224 nt
Organism: Castor canadensis (American beaver)
Lineage: Eukaryota; Metazoa; Chordata; Mammalia; Rodentia; Castoridae
Gene: Cd96
Product: CD96 molecule
Biological process (GO): inflammatory response; cell-matrix adhesion
Source: RefSeq, a predicted model, not a curated record